Messenger RNA from Saccostrea echinata, 3705 nucleotides. RefSeq lists its product as uncharacterized. The record is from RefSeq and is a predicted model, not a curated record. The transcript has a single exon. Lineage: Eukaryota; Metazoa; Mollusca; Bivalvia; Ostreida; Ostreidae. Gene Ontology annotation, molecular function: DNA helicase activity. Bases 1 to 3705 code for a protein of 1234 amino acids. Gene Ontology annotation, biological process: telomere maintenance; DNA repair.
AUGGCAUUACAUUGGCUUUUGAACAACAGUGACUUCUAUAAGAAUUCAAACAUAAAUGUUGAUGAUAGUUGGUUUCAAGAAAUCACAUCUUCAGCAAAUGAAAUCAUUCAAGAAUUUGUUCAUACACAGACGAGAAGAGAUCAAAAUAUUGAUAAUCUUGAGACAGAUGAUGAUGAUGAUGAUGAAUUCUGUGAAGUAGAUGGAGUUGGUAGGGAUGGUAAUUGUGAUACUCUGUUAGAUGAUGCUUCUCAAGACAUGAAUCAGAUAUACACCUUUGCUCCAGGAGAAGGACAACGUCCCAUUAGUUUAUAUCAAGAUCCCACUGCAGAAUAUUUAUCAUUUCCAACAAUAUUUUGUGGAAAAGGAAGAUUACCAGAUGAUGAAAGACAAGUUCGUGUCUCGUAUGCAGAUUUAGCUAAAUGGGAAUUGAGAAGUGUUGAUAGACGUGCUGUCCAAUCUGUUCCCAAUUUGUUUUUUAAGUUGAAAAAAAUACAGAUGAAACAAGUUACAGACAAGUGCAACCUGGCUCUGAGGAAAUGCAAAACCAAAGGAAAAUCCAUGACAGCAAAUGAAAUGAAAAAUCCUGAAAAUGUGAGUAAUCUUGUUAGACACAAUGAAGGCUUCUUUGUAUUCAGGCAGUUACGAAACUCACCUGCAUAUCUUGAGACUAGAAAAAAGGAUGUAUUUGCUAUGAUCAGACAACUAGGUCUACCAACAUGGUUUAUGUCACUGUCUGCAGCUGAUACGAGAUGGAAUAAUCUCAUCAGAGCACUUGGUGUGUUAAAUGAUGGAAAGGAAUACACAGAUGAACAAAUUGACAGCAUGGCAUGGUUUGAAAAAUCAAAAUUGGUACAAAAGGAUCUUAUCACAUGCACUAGGUACUUUGAUCAUAGGUUUCGCAUAUUUAUGAAUUCUGUGUUGAGGUGUGACCACCAUCCAAUUGGCAUUGUGAAAGACUUCUUUUAUAGAAUUGAAUUUCAGCAAAGAGGGUCACCACAUGUUCAUAUGAUAGUUUGGAUAGAAAAUGCACCAAAAUAUCAUGAAAGUAGUGAAAAGGAGAUAGUAAAUUAUGUAGAUAAAUACCUCAAAUGUGAAAAGAAUGAAGAGGAUGAUUUCACAGGCUUACAAGUGCACAAACAUUCACAGACAUGCAAAAAGAGAGGUAAAACUGUCUGUAGAUUUGGCUUUCCCCUUCCUCCUCUUGAAGAGACUUUGAUUUUGGAGCCACUAGAGUGUGAUGUUGACAAAUACAGGAAAAUGUAUGAAGAAAUUCAAAAACGGCUGAAUGAUAUGAAAAAUGGAUGUGAUUUGUCCUACAAGGAACUUCUGAGCACAGUACUAAAGAUAUCCGAAGAUUACAUUAAAUGCAUUAGAAGUUCACUGAGAGGUCCAAAGGUUUUUCUACAGAGAAGGCCAUGUGAUAUAAGAGUAAACUCCUACAACAGUGUUGUUCUUGAUGCUUGGAAAGCUAACAUUGAUAUUCAGUAUAUUUUGGACCCAUAUGCCUGUACAAUGUAUAUUGUUUCUUAUAUAAGUAAAUCACAAAGAGGGAUGAUCGAUUUACUUAACAGAGCUGCAAAGGAAGCUAGAGAAGGAAAUCUUGACAUUAAAAGACAGGUACGUCAUAUUGGAAAUCAUUUUCUCAACAGUGUAGAAGUUGGAGCUCAGGAAGCAGCAUAUUUAGUAUUACAAAUGCCAUUGACCAAGGCAUCAAGAGAUGUUGUUUUUAUCAACACAAGUCCAUCAGAUGACCGAGUAAUUCUCAUCAAAACAGAUGCUGAAUUGGAAAAGUUGAAACCAAAUUCUACAGAUGUGGAAUGCAGCAAUGUUAUUAAACGGUAUGCAAAACGCCCAAAACAACUUGAAAACUGGUGUUUAGCUGAUUAUGUAUCACAACUAGAUGUUGUAUUCCCAAAAGAUAAUGAAAAAGAGUUCACUGAAAAUGAAGUGAAUGAUGAUGAUGAUCUGGACAAUAAGUCACAUGACGAAGAUGAUUCAGAUCUUGAUUUUGGUGAAAGUGAUACACUUGUUACUCUGAAAAAUGGCAUAAAGUUAAAACGACGAAAAGUACCCAGGGUAAUUAGAUAUGUGUGGUUUAGUAUCAAAACUGAUCCAGAAAAUUACUAUAGAGAAAAACUAAUGUUGUUCAUGCCUUGGAGAAAUGAAUCCGUUGAUCUAAUUUCAGGAACAAAUACAUUUGAGAAGUCAUUUCAUCUGAAGAAGUCCUUUCUUACACACAAAGUCAAGGAAUAUGAAUUCAAUGCUGAACAGCUUGAUGCAGCUUUGCAAAUGGCAAUAGAGGAUUUUUCAGAAGCUUUUGAUGAAUUGGCACCAAAUGCUCAACAAAGAGAAGCAGAAGAUGAAAACGAGGGAUCUCUUGAAUCUGAAAACUUUGUUCAGUUUAAUCCUGAGAGGCCUGUUGAACAGAGACAGUAUGAUAUAGGAGGUGAUAUUGGUAUUCCAUCCACAAGACAAAUAACAGAAGAAAGUUCUGUUAGAUUACCAGACAGUGAAUACUUGAAACUUUUAGGAAGUCUAAAUGUAAAGCAGCGAGAAUUUUUCAAUCAUGUCUUGCAGUGGGUCAAAACAAAGACAGAACCUAUUUAUUCAUUUUUAUCUGGGGGAGCUGGAGUUGGCAAAUCUGUUUUAAUAAGAGCUCUUUAUCAAGCUCUGCACAGAUAUCUAUGUUCCACAGAAGGUGAAAAUCCAGACGACAUAAGAAUACUUCUUUGUGCGUUUACAGGCAAGGCAGCAUAUAACAUUGGAGGGGCAACUAUAGCAUCUGCUUUCCAUCAAAAAAUUAAUCAAAGCCAACAAAGUUUGCACUGUGAUGAAUUGAACACUUUUCGUAGAAAGUACCAAAAUCUAAAAUUGAUCAUAAUUGAUGAGAUAUCGAUGGUUGGUAAUAGAUCAUUAGCACUCAUUGACAGUCGUCUACAGCUUCUCACAGGCAUCAAGAAACCAUUUGGUGGCAUUAGUAUCAUAGCUGUUGGUGAUUUCUUUCAACUUAAACCCGUGAUGGACCGUUGGAUCUUUCAGGAUUUAAAUCAUGCUGCUCAAGCUCUUGCAAACAAUCUUUGGAAGGAGCAUUUUUGUAUUUUUGAGUUGGAUGAAAUAAUGCGACAGAAAGAUGAUCUUGAGUUUGCUCAACUUCUUAAUCGCCUUCGUUACAAUGCAUUAACAGCAGAAGAUAUGAAUGAAAUAAACAGAUGCAUAAUAACAGAAGCGAGUGAGAAUUAUCCACACCAUGCUCCUCAUCUCUUUACACAGAAUUCUAAAGUAGAUGCAUACAACAAUCAGUUGAUUGAAAAACUUGAAGGAGAAAAGAUCACAAUGAAUUCAAUGGAUACUGUUCUUAAGGAUUAUUCAAAGGAACUUAAGGAAAAGCUCCUCAGGUCUCUCUUGAAAGCAAAUGAUGUUAGCAAAACUGCCAAUUUGAUGCAAAAAUUGAUUCUUGCUGUGGGUAUGAUAUAUGAUAUCUUUGUCAAUGUUGAUGUAACUGAUGGUUUAACAAAUGGGUCAUCAUGUAAAGUACAAUUAAUUGAAGGGAGAAUUGAAGGCACAUCAAGGCCAAGCAUUGUUUGGGUAAAAUUUCUUGACUCUGGUAUUGGAAAAACAACCCGCAAGAAAUAUAAACAUUUGUUUCAUGAUGGAAUCACUGAGGACUGGAGACCAAUUUUUGAAGUUCAGCGAUCUUCGUAUUAA